This is a messenger RNA of Aspergillus brunneoviolaceus CBS 621.78, 1344 nucleotides long. RefSeq names its product MFS general substrate transporter. Gene Ontology annotation, molecular function: transmembrane transporter activity. Bases 1 to 1344 code for a protein of 447 amino acids. The transcript is spliced from 7 exons. Gene Ontology annotation, biological process: transmembrane transport. The record is from RefSeq and is a predicted model, not a curated record. NCBI's taxonomy places the organism in Eukaryota, Fungi, Ascomycota, Eurotiomycetes, Eurotiales, Aspergillaceae. Gene Ontology annotation, cellular component: membrane.
AUGUUCUUGACCUACCUGCUGCAGUUCCUGGACAAGGUGGCUUUGAAUUAUGCCAACGUGAUGGGGAUGCAGGAUGAUCUCGGGAUGCAGGGCAAUGACUUCUCCUGGCUGGCUACGGGGUUCUUCAUCGCUUAUGCGGUCGCUGAGAUUCCCCAAGCAGGCUUCCUGCUGCAACGAUACCCGGUUACCAAGGUUCUCGGGGUCAAUAUUCUCUGCUGGGGAAUUCUCUUGUGCUGUUCGGCCGCGGCGCAGAACUUCGCCGGGAUGAUGUCGCUGCGAGUGCUUCUCGGUGCGCUGGAGGCGGUCAUUGCCCCCGCUCUGACAAUGUACACCAGCAUGUGGUACACGCGCGCCGAGUCGACUCCGCGAUACGGUCUCUGGUACUGCGGCCUGGGCACCGGCCAGAUACUCGGCGGGCUGAUCUCCUUCGCGGCGCAGCAUACCGCGCCCACGCUCGCCUUCCACGGGUGGCGGAUCAUGUUCGUGGCUAUUGGGGGAGUGAACAUUCUCGCGGCGCUGCUAGUCCUCCUCGUACUCCCGGCCACUCCGGCCGCGGCGGGGUUUCUGAGCUCCAGCGACAAGGAGCGCGUGGCACAGCGGCUGCAACAGGAGCAGGUCGGUGGCACGGAGGGCGAGAGGGGCCUGCGCCCGAGGUCGUUCCUGGAAGCAUGCGGAGAUGUGCAAACGGCCCUGCUCGUCCUCCUGACCAUCCUGAUCACCAUCCCCAGCGGGGUCAUCACCACCUUCUCCUCCAUCCUGAUCAAGGAGUUCGGGUACAACUCUAAGGAAAGCGCCCUGCUGAAUAUGCCCUCCGGGGUGGUCAGCAUCGUGGCGACCAUGGGAUCGACCCUGGCUAUUGCCCGAGGUUACUCCCGGUGGCUGGCGAUCAAUCUCCUCCUGCUACCCACCUUGCUGGGCGCGUGUUUGAUGUCUUUCCUGCCGUCUUCGAAUCAGGCCGGUUGUCUGGCGGGUAUAUAUCUGGUGAACACGACUGUCGCGCCGUUGGCUCUGAUUUUCGCAUGGACCGGUGCGAACUACAAGGGCUACAGUAUGAAGGUGGCGGGGAGUACGCUCGUCUCGGCCGGGUUCAGCAUCGCCAACAUCAUCGGCCCGCAGACCUUCCAAGCCCGCGACGCUCCAGGGUACAUUCCCGCCAAGAUCACCAUCGUCGCCGUCAAUGCCGGUGCCAUUGUCAUCUCCACCACGCUGCGGGGGGUAUAUGGCCGUCGGAACGCGCGGGCAGAGCGAUUGGGUCAGGCUGCAGGCAGUCACAUGGAACGACGUCUAGAGGGGGCUGGAGUUGGGGCUGGGGGGGAGGGGAUCGACUUUCGCUAUGUGUAUUAG